AGUAACUCGGAUAUGCCCUCCGUGCUGACGGAAAGUCCGGAUCAUCGUGACAUAAUUUUCAUCCCCUCUCGCACAGUGAAUGAUAAUUGCUGUAAAAUAAGAGACAGAGGUUGAACUAUUCGACCUUAACCUGAUAGAGAAAAGCAGGAUAAACCAUGGCGACGCAAAUGAUCAUACGCAAAAGAAAAAGGCAAAUAGGGCUACUCUCUCUGAUCUUUGCGGCAUCGAUUUUCUUUCUUUUUACGUUGAAACAACUCAGCCGAAGAGAUGGAGCGCAAUCAGGACUACGACUGGCCGACAAUCCAUUAGAGGCACAUUCCACUUCAGGUCACGACUGCAUGAACUCAACAGGGCAUUUUGUACCUUCCGAGAGCCAAAACAGCAGCACCCGAUUUAUCCCACCAUUUCGCACUAAAGGUCGCUACAUUGUUGAUUCCCAGGGCGCAAGGGUGAAACUUACCAGUGUCAACUGGUACGGAGCGAGCGAUGUCAAGUUUAUCGCAUCAGGACUCGACGUGCAGCAUCGUGACGAUAUUGCAACCCUCAUUCGUGGAAUGGGUUUCAACAGUGUGCGUCUGCCGUAUUCCGAUGAAAUGGUGAAGACGAAUCCUUGCAUCGAUCGGUCGCUGCUGUCUGCAAACCUCGACUUGGUUCCAGAUACCGAGUACUCUAGCGGUGAAUGUGCAAGAGCCCUAGAUGUGUUUACCGCCGUGGUGGAAGGGUUGACUGCUGCAGGCUUAUUGGUAAUUGUGAACAACCACAUCACUCAGGCCACUUGGUGCUGCGGUGCAAAUCUCUGCGAUGGAGGAUGGUCAAAUGACUGGCUUGGGGGACGCUUGCUCUGUCGCGUUAGCCAAACUGAAGAAGAAUGGAUUGAGCACUGGGAAACGGUCAUGUAUCCCUUGGCAAAAAAUGAACUGGUUCUCGGUGCGGACCUUCGUAAUGAGGUCCGUGGCGUCUGGGGUACCAUGCACUGGCACUCAUGGGCAGCAGCAGCAGAAAGGGCAUUGGAGCGACUGUUGCGUCUCAACCCAAAUUGGUUGAUGAUUGUCGAAGGCGUUUCAUCCGCAAACGACCUCUCCGGGGUAAAGAAGCGGCCUGUUCAACUCAGCAUCCCUGCCCGAGUAGUCUACUCGGCCCAUGUCUAUGCCUGGUCGGGAUGGGGCUCCCUGCUACCCUUUUCGAAACGGAAAUAUAAGAGUUUUGUAAGGGCCAUGCAGGAGAACUGGGAGUAUCUGCUUGCCGAGGACACGGCUCCCGUCUGGGUUGGGGAGAUGGGCACUCCUGAUAAACCCGACGCUGGCGAUUUGAAUUAUUGGAGGCACCUGGUGCAAUUUCUGGAGGAGGUCGAUGCGAGCUGGGGCUAUUGGGCGCUCAAUCCUCGCAAACCCGCCAAAAACGAGAGGGAGAGCUAUGGCCUGGUGGGGGACGGAUGGGACAGCCAGUCGGUCAGAUGGGAUUAUCGCAUGGACGACCUAAAGAGAAUAGGACUGAGCGUAGAUUGAUGACCUCGGGAUGGUUUAGCAUCGUUGCAUUCGCACAUGGUCUCUUUUGAGUGUUUCAUGCAGGGAAAAAGAUGUGACGAUGUCGAGCAGUCGUUGAGCCACAGGUUGUGAUAUGCGGAUAUGAUUGGUCAGGAGCGGAAUCCAUGCGCUGAUUAUAGGACUCUGAUUGGUUGACAAAAAGUGUGAUCAUCCUUUUUUACUUAGUCUCCAUAUCA
Aspergillus wentii DTO 134E9 is the source of this 1720-nucleotide messenger RNA. RefSeq names its product glycoside hydrolase family 5 protein. The transcript is spliced from 2 exons. Gene Ontology annotation, molecular function: hydrolase activity, hydrolyzing O-glycosyl compounds. The coding region runs from base 156 to 1505 and encodes 449 amino acids. NCBI's taxonomy places the organism in Eukaryota, Fungi, Ascomycota, Eurotiomycetes, Eurotiales, Aspergillaceae. The record is from RefSeq and is a predicted model, not a curated record.